AAUGGGUUGGUUAGGAUCGGUGAUAGUGAUAAUUUUGACCUGUAUUUUGGGAAUAGUUUGGUAUUUUGUGCAUUUGAUAGCACAAGUAAGAAAUUAUUGCAUUAUUAAUAGGGUUUUACAUCAUAAUAUAAAGAUGAAUAAGACUUUGUAAGUGAUCAACUUAGAGGUUUGUUAGGAGUAGAGGAUAUUUAACCCAGUUCCUAUAGACCUACAGUAGAACCAUAAUAUUUAUCAGGAAUUGUGGAUUUAAUAGAAACAUCAAUAGGAGGAUUAUGGCUAGCAUAAUUUUUGUACAUGAUUCUACUUUUAUUUCUAUUUUUUUUGGCUGUCGAUAUAUGGUUUAUUGACUAUCCAUUUUCAUUUAUGUUCAAUGCAAUUAUUGGAGCUAUAACGGUGAUGUUAUUUGCAUAUUAUGUAACUACAACAAAUAGCAAAUCGUUGACAAGAGCUUUAAUACAAGUAAAUAAUAUUUAGCAAAUAUUAAGUCAUAAUUUUCAAAAGAAGAGAGUUUUGGAUACAUGUACUCAUGUGGAUUUGCAAUAGCAAGUUUAUUGUUUAGUUUAUUAUUUGGAAUGUAUGUUUUAAUGUAUUACUUCAAUGUGGCAGUUUGGGGAGGAAAUAUGAAGAAAUAAGAAUAUGAGAAAGUAUCAAUAUUAAUGAUUGGCUAUUUAAUGGGAGUGAUAUUGGGUGGAUUUGUUUAUAGAGAAGGAAUAUCUAUAAUGUGUAGAUCAUUAAAAACAGCAUCAUUCGGUCUCAUUAGAGCAGAUUUAAAUUUAAGUGUUGGCAAUAAUAAUAUCUCAUAAUUGACUAGAUUAGCAUAUAUGGUAUCUUAAUAAGCAGGAAAUACUAUAGUUAAUUUUCUAGAUACAGGAUUUGUACUCUUAUUUUUAUGUUGUGCUAUCUCAUAAAUAGUGAUUAAUAGUCCUGAAAUAUUGGAUAGUGAAAAUAGAAGUGCAUUUAUUUUGGGACCUAUCUAUUUGAUAUGUAUAGGAUAUUUAGGAUUUAUUAUUUGUUAUUUUUUGAAAACUAUUUGUGCAGAUUAAGAGACAGGAUCGUUUGCUUCUCUUAAUGUUAGAUGGUAAGUUAUUAUAGCUGCUGUAAUUUCAUUUAUUGUUCAUGUCUCAUUUCCAUUUUCAUUCCUUGUUGAUAAAUUCACUCUUAAAGGAGAAAAUACUAAAGAUAUUGAUUUCUCAGGUAAAUCAUCAAUGCAUGCAUGUUGGUGUUAUUUAUUAGGGUUGAUUUUUAAUGUGUUUCAUAUCAGUAUAUUUGAAUGGUUCACAUCUCAUGGUUGUCCAAAUGUUAGAAAUAUGGUAAAUUAUUAUGAUCAAAUAGGGAUUAGCAACAAGUGAUCGUAUAUUACCUAUGAAUUUGAUCUUCUCAAAUUAUUUGGGAGAUUUGUAUUCUGCUAUUCCAACAGUUUUGAUGUUCCUUCUCAUUACUAUUGUAUAUUCAAUUGAAGGAUUUGCAGGAUUACUCUUUACAGCCUCUGGAUAUGUUUCACUAUUUAUUAUCUAUGGAGUAAUAUUCUUUAUUGGAUCCAAUUCAUCUGAUUCUUAUAAAUUAACAUGUUUUGCUCAUUUUAUAUCUGAUGUCUAAGGUAAGAUAUUUUAGAUCUAUUGGGAAACCAAAAAUUAUAUGAUAUUCCUUAAAGCUACUAAUGCAGGUACAGCUUUUCUUGUAUCAAUUGGAAUUAUUGGAGCUUAACUUUAUUAAUAUCCGACUGCAUUAAAUUCACUCUUUUUACAAAAUGAAGGAUUCUUAGGAUUAUUCAUUGGUUUUAGUUUGAUAUUUGUAUGUAGAGGAAUAAAUACUUGGGGAAUAAUUAAUGUUGCAAAAAAUUAUGUAAUAAGAUAUUAGAAUAAUUAGUUUAUAUUUUAACCAUCAGAUGAGGCAGAAGGGAAACUGAAUUACUUAAAGGAUAUAAGAAUAAUAGAAUUUACAAAAUUCAAAUAUACUCACAGUAUUUUAUAUGUUGCAUAUAAUAUAUUGUUUGUUACAAUAAUGACAUUGGUGUUUGGAUCAAUUUUAGGUCAUGCUGGAAGUGUUGCAAUAUUGAUAGGGGCAUGUAUAGCUGUGUUAUUGAUUCAAUACAAUGGAUUAAUUAAGGGGACAACUUUGGAGAAUUCUAGAGUGUAUAAUGAAAGUAUGAUUUUGAAUUGAGUUGGUAGUCUAAGAUAACAGAAAAGAUUAACACUAUUUAAUGUAUGUGUCUGGUGAUACUUAUGCUUGUGCUACUGAGGAAAGCAAUGCUUGUCCUUUGAUACCAUAUUUGAUUUACAUUUUCUGUUUACUAAUUUCUUGUUAAAAACAUUUUGCAAAAGCAGUAAAAUGA
Messenger RNA from Paramecium sonneborni, 2332 nucleotides. NCBI's taxonomy places the organism in Eukaryota, Ciliophora, Oligohymenophorea, Peniculida, Parameciidae. The record is from the annotation of a GenBank genome assembly.